UAUAUAAUUAUUUAUCGUAUAUUAUAGUACAUUGAAAAUGAUAUUAUUAUUUAACAAAUGGAAUACUGCUGACUUAAUAAACAUACUAACAGAGCGCAUGUCUCGAAUAUGAAAUACAACGAGAAUUGCAUUGGAAACUAUACACACGAAGAACAGAUAAAUCAUAAACGAUAUUUAGAUGUUUUAAAACAAGAUUUUUUACAUAUUUAUUCGAAUCCCAUUUCCUAUUCAAAAUCUCCAGAAGAGUUCGAUAAAGUGCAAACGCUCGGACACGGUAGUUUUGGUACAGUGUACUUAGUUCGUGAUAUAAAUACUUUUGAAUAUCACGCUAUGAAAGCAGUGGAAAAAGUCGAAGUAAUAAAACAUAAAAAUUUGAAACAGCUUUACAUAGAAAAGAAAAUUUUACAAUGCGUUAAUUUUCCAUUUACGAUGUCUUUAGAUUUCACUUGCAAGGAUAACAUAGACCUUAAGCCGGAAAAUGUAUUAGUUAGCAGUUCAGGCUAUAUAAAGUUAGCGGAUUUUGGAUUUUGCAAGAUCAUAAAGAGCCGAACUUGGACAUUGUGCGGAACGCCGGAAUAUUUAGCACCAGAAUUAAUAUUGUCGAAAGGGUAUUCGUUUCCGGUAGAUUGGUGGGCUUUGGGCGUUCUCAUUUACGAAAUGAUUGCUGCUUUUCCACCGUUUUAUAGCAGCGAGCCAAUUAAACUAUAUGAAAAAAUCCUUACAGGACAGUUUAAGACACCAGAAAAUAUGACACAGGUGUGCAAAGCUCUGGUAAAAAAUCUUUUGGAAGUUGAUCCAACGAAACGAUACGGCUCCUUAAAAGCUGGGGUAUUAGAAAUAAAAAAUCAUCUGUGGUUUUGUGACAUCAAUUGGUCGUCCAUAUUAUAUCAAAAAAUGAUUCCGCCACACGUUCCGAUAUGCAAAAACAUUGGUGAUACUGGCAAUUAUUCUAAGGUCGACGAAAUUUUGUUAAAAAAAUCACAGGAAUGUGUAUUCGAAAAAGAAUUUGAAAACUUUUAAUUAGGCUUCAUGUAAUUAUAAUCGAUAAAUAAAAUAUAUAGUAUGACAUGC
Bombyx mori (domestic silkworm) is the source of this 1071-nucleotide messenger RNA. RefSeq names its product cAMP-dependent protein kinase catalytic subunit alpha. Gene Ontology annotation, cellular component: nucleus. The coding region runs from base 109 to 1020 and encodes 303 amino acids. The record is from RefSeq and is a predicted model, not a curated record. The transcript has 2 exons. Gene Ontology annotation, molecular function: protein serine/threonine kinase activity; ATP binding. Lineage: Eukaryota; Metazoa; Arthropoda; Insecta; Lepidoptera; Bombycidae. Gene Ontology annotation, biological process: protein phosphorylation.